AACACUGAAAUAUACAGGUUAGUAUGAUUGAAUUUGAAAUGCAAACUUUUUCAAAUCUUAAUAAAAAUAGGUUGAAAUUCUCUAUGGUAUCCAUGUUGAUUUCAUUUUUUUAAUGUCAAAUUGGUGUCUGCUCAGCUACUCAGUAACACGAUAAAUAAAUACAACCUACCUAAAAUAAAGUCGCUACGAUAAAUUCAAAAUAUUGGAUAAAUAUGGGCGAGCUUUCACCGUUGUUUCGAAAUGUAUUCACCGACAUAACAGGCGGUAUAGUGGAUCAUCAGCAGAUGGGGAGAUGCGCCAGGCAAGAGCUGGACUUCCGGGAUUGUAUGGAGGGCUACGGCUGGGAUCGCGGGCUCGUCCGGUGCAAGCAUCUGUUGGAAGAUUUCCAAGAGUGCCAGACUAACAGGAAGCAAUUUUUGCGUUUCGUUGCUAUGCGUAGAGAGCGCGACAGGAAAAUAGCUUGCGGAGAGCUGAGCAAAGACAGGGCGUAUGUGUCACCGAGAAUGGAUAGCUACUAACAUUGAUGUGCUAGAUUCAAUAAAAAGUAUUUCUUAA
Molecule: messenger RNA, 555 nt
Organism: Maniola jurtina (meadow brown)
Lineage: Eukaryota; Metazoa; Arthropoda; Insecta; Lepidoptera; Nymphalidae
Product: NADH dehydrogenase [ubiquinone] iron-sulfur protein 5-like
Exons: 2
Coding region: 213-518 (101 amino acids)
Source: RefSeq, a predicted model, not a curated record